AUGGAAGAAGUUGAUUAUGGAGAUGCGGAAAGAUAUGUGAAUGACGAAUCGAUUGAGAUUGCUUGGGCAAUGAAGGUAAUUUUGAAGUUUUAAAGUUUUUUUUUAAAUUUUCCUAUAUUUUCAGGCUGGUGAGCGAUCGAAUGUUCAUAUGAAUUUGAUAAUGCGAUGCGAUACACGAGUCUUGCGAUUGAACAAAAUGCAACCCGAGAUUUUGAAAGCUUUCCGUGAAAUUUUCCCAGAUAUGAAUGUGGAAAAAGUCACCACAGCCGAAUUGAAAGACGGAGGAAUGAAAGAGAAAUGGCGAGAAUUCUGCGAAUUGUUCAAGGAAAGUGUGGAAGACUAUUCAAUGGGAACUUUGAUGAGAAUUGAGGCUAACAAGGCAUACAGUCCUGAUAAUACAGUUGUUGUUCCAAGAAUCAUUUAUCUUGCGAUUGAGAUGUCGAGAAAUGUUGAAGGAAUCAAUGAGAAUGUCAAACAACAAUACAUUGAUCACUACAAUUCCCUUGAAUCUCUAUAG
Caenorhabditis angaria is the source of this 517-nucleotide messenger RNA. Lineage: Eukaryota; Metazoa; Nematoda; Chromadorea; Rhabditida; Rhabditidae. The record is from the annotation of a GenBank genome assembly.